UCACCGAGCUUCCGACUACUGUCUAUUCAUCUUCUCUCACCAUCAAUCUCGUGUACAUUCCACUCUUUUGUCGUCGUUUUCCAGUCGUGGGAUAUCCUGAAGGGAUGUUGCUUGUACAACAGCUCACCGAGCUUCCGACUACCGCCUAUUCAUCUUCUCUCACCAUCAAUCUUAAUCUCGUGUACCGUCCACUCUUUUGUCGUCGUUUUCCAGUCGUGGGAUGUGCUGAAGUGAAUAUUGAAGAGCUACCACAAUACAGCAACACCAAUAGACAGGGAACAGCGCCUGCGAAAGCGGCCGAGUACGCGUUAU
This is a messenger RNA of Suillus bovinus, 312 nucleotides long. RefSeq lists its product as uncharacterized. The transcript has 4 exons. The record is from RefSeq and is a predicted model, not a curated record. Lineage: Eukaryota; Fungi; Basidiomycota; Agaricomycetes; Boletales; Suillaceae. The annotation marks the transcript as partial.